Mesocestoides corti is the source of this 2109-nucleotide messenger RNA. The record is from the annotation of a GenBank genome assembly. NCBI's taxonomy places the organism in Eukaryota, Metazoa, Platyhelminthes, Cestoda, Cyclophyllidea, Mesocestoididae.
AUGUAUGACUUGGAGCCAACGAGAGCAUUUCGCGAGGAAAACCACGACCUUGAAGCCAAACCAAGGACUCUAAGAAAUCUAUUGAAGAUUGUUGUCAACGAGUUCCCCGAAGAUACGUUUUACGAUGGCGGGCGUAUCCUGUACUCCUUGAAGAAGUUGGAUGGUGUGGGUGCGGAAAGUGUAAAGCGUUUGGUUCCCGUGGCUGACCCACUUGAGCGCGAUGACUUAUGGUUGGAAUACACCAUACAGGAAGUGAAGCGCAUCUCCGCCUCAAGUAUAUUUGAGUACUUGAAUAAUCCCUACGCGAGAACGUCCGAGAUCCCACAAGACGCCAUCAACAUGGUGGAUAAUCUUCUGAAGUGGGUGAACCGCAAGACAUUUGUCAAUUUCGGUCGGUCCGCCAUGUUCUUUCCCGACCCCAAACAGAGAGUGGAUCAGAAGUUAUUCGUGAUUCACUCUGGUUUCAUGUUUAGCGUUCGACCACAGUGGAAAGUAAGGAUGAACAUCGAUAUGGUUCAUAAGGCGUUUUUCCCUACUGGAAACUUGGCUGACAUUUUGUAUGCCAAAUAUGAGGAAUCAAUCUAUGAUCAACGCAACUGGCCAAUGAUGCUCGCUGAUAUUAACGGGAUACGUGUAGAAGCGGAUCACUAUAAGACUGAAAAAGGUAAAAGCUACAAGAAACGGUUCACGGUGUUUGGGCUUUCACCGGAUUCCGCGGAGCGAGAAAUGAUACCAGAGCUGAAAAUUAGUAUAAUGGCGUACUUUGAUAAGCAGUACUCCAUUAAGCUUAAAUACCCAGAACUUCCUUGCAUAAAGACGAAAAAGGAUAAGAACGAGUAUAUUCCAAUGGAAUUGUUAACUGUUUUGCCCUAUCAAAAUCCAAAUGCUGACAAGGGAGACAUUGCAAGCGCCGUCAUUCGUUGCGCCGCUGUUAGACCCGGAGACCGAUUCAAGGAACUGGACUCAUUCGUGAAUCAAUUUAUGAGAAACCAACACUGUCUGCUGAAGCAGUUCAAACUGAAACUCCCAAAUUCAAAACCUGUAACAGUGGAUGCGAGAGAGCUGCCACAGCCAACGGGGCAGUUCCAAGGUGCGCCAAUGUCUCUUGGCAGAGGCAAGUGGAAUCCUCUAAAAUUCUACCGUCCCGCAUCUGGCCAGGUGACUUGGGCAGUCUUCGCAACUCCUGUCUCCAGAUUCUCACAGCAGGGAAUAAGUACGGUGCUGCGUGAACUUCCACGCGCCGCGAACAACUGUGGCUUGGACAUAAAUGGGAAAUUAGGUGGCACCAAUUGGUUGGUGAACAGUUUGAAAAUUGACGACAAGUUGAUGAUGGUGAUGGGUGCUGACGUGACCCAUCCGGCUCCGACUGGUGGCAACCGCGAACUCAGCAAGUCAGUCGCCGCUGUCAUUGCGUCGAUUUCGCCAGACCUCAUGCAAUAUGCGGCCGUCGUAAGACAGCAAGACCGAGUUAGAAUAAAGGACAAGGCCACUCGUGAGGUGAUUGACGCAAUGGAAUUAAUUGUGACAGAUUUGCUGAAUGUUUUUGGCAAGCAUAACAAUCGACUUCCGGAUAAAAUAAUCUUCUAUCGAGACGGCGUGUCCGAAGGCCAAUUCGAGACGGUGUUGCGGGAGGAAUUAACUGCAAUUCAGAAGGCAUGCGCCUCUCUGCAACAGGGUUACGAGCCUGGUGUUACGUUUAUCGUGGUGCAGAAACGCCAUCACAUCCGCUUUAACCCAACAGAUCCAAGAGCGCGAAAUGUCAACCCAGGCACUGUGGUAGACACGCACAUCACGCAUAAACGCGAAUUCGAUUUCUACCUCUGUUCACAAGAGGGCAUUCAGGGAACCUCAAAACCUGCGCAUUACCACGUGCUCUACGAUGAUAACAACUGGAGCUCGAAUGCUUUACAAUCCUUCACGUACUACCUGUGUCAUGCGUACAUGCGUUGUUGCCGGAGUGUAUCCUACCCGGCACCCACGUUCUACUCACACCUGGCCGCCUUCCGUGCUCGCGACUGGCUGAAGGGCUCGAGACCCCAAGAUCAUUUAUUGGAUCAGAAUCGGUUCAGAGUGAACGCUGUUCAGCAGAGUCGCAUGUUCUUUUUGUAG